This is a messenger RNA of Ziziphus jujuba (common jujube), 2479 nucleotides long. RefSeq names its product ent-kaurenoic acid oxidase 1-like. Gene Ontology annotation, cellular component: endoplasmic reticulum. NCBI's taxonomy places the organism in Eukaryota, Viridiplantae, Streptophyta, Magnoliopsida, Rosales, Rhamnaceae. The coding region runs from base 622 to 2109 and encodes 495 amino acids. The transcript is spliced from 9 exons. The record is from RefSeq and is a predicted model, not a curated record. Gene Ontology annotation, molecular function: heme binding; iron ion binding; ent-kaurenoic acid monooxygenase activity. Gene Ontology annotation, biological process: brassinosteroid biosynthetic process; sterol metabolic process; multicellular organism development.
UGAAAAAAAACCAAGAAGGAGGAAUAAAAUAAUAUAAUUAAUAGAUUAGAAAAUACACACACACAGAAAAUCAAAGAAAGAGACAAAAGAGAGAGAGAGAAGGAGGGUUAGACUCAGAUUCAGCAACCACCAACAUCUUCCGCAGACUAAGCCAUCCCUGUAUGCAGAUAUAGAUAGAGGAGGAUGAUGAUGAUGCAGCAGACAUAUAUAUAAAAGAAUCAAAAGCGCGAAGAAAGCGACAAAAAUAAAAACUAAGUAUAGAUAAAAAGGCCGGCCGGUUCUGUCCAUAUCUCGCUAUAUAAAAAUACCAAUAAGAUCUUCUCAAGAAAAAAAAGAAAAGCCCACUCUAGUCAUUCUUUUCUUUUUACCAGCUUGUUUUUAAAACUUCCACCACUUACUACUACUUCUACUUAUUGAUUAUUAUUAUUAUUAUCAUUCAGCCUUCUUCGUAAGUCUCUGUAUUCAUUCAUCAUCUGACCAUAUAUAGACAUACAUAUAUACCGAUAUCUAAUAAUAAGCUAGACAUCGGGGACGGCAAAAGAGUCUGCGGAAGGGAGUCUCUUUCUUUAUAUUAGUUGAUUUUGUGUGUGUGUGUGUGUGUGUGGAAGUGAUAAGGUGAAGAUGGAAUUGGAAUUAGAGUUGGGUUCGAUUUGCUUAGUGAUUCUGAGCAUUAUAGGUGGAUUAGUAGGGGUGAGAUGGAUUCUGAAGAGCGUGAAUUGGUGGGUGUAUGAGAUGAAGUUGGGAGAGAAGCAGUACUAUCUGCCACCAGGUGAUCUGGGAUGGCCUUACAUUGGGAACAUGUGGUCCUUCCUCAAAGCCUUCAAGUCCAAAGACCCUGACUCUUUCAUGUCUUCCUUCGUCUCCAGAUAUGGAAAAACAGGAAUCUACAGGGCCUUCAUGUUUGGGAACCCGAGUAUUAUUGUCACAAUGCCGGAAACAUGCAAGAAAGUGUUGACUGAUGAUGAGGCCUUUAAACCUGGUUGGCCUGUUUCCACCGUGGAACUCAUUGGCAAGAAAUCAUUCAUUGGCAUCUCUUAUGAAGACCACAAGCGUCUAAGAAGGUUGACAGCUGCUCCGGUAAAUGGUUACGAAGCAUUGUCCAUGUACAUCCCAUUUAUCGAGGAAAAUGUUGUAGCUUCUUUGGAUAGAUGGUCCAAUUAUGGGAAGCCGAUAGAGUUCUUAACUGAGACCCGAAGGCUUACUUUCAGGAUUAUUAUCUAUAUUUUUCUAAGCGCAGUGGAUAAUGAAGUAAUGGAGGCUUUGGAGAGAGAAUAUACAAGUCUUAAUUAUGGAGUUAGGGCCAUGGCAAUCAACAUCCCUGGAUUUGCUUACCAUAGAGCACUCAAGGCUCGGAAAAAUCUUGUGGCUGUAUUCCAAUCUAUUGUGACUGAGCGUAGAAGACUAAGGAAGGACAACGUCCCCUUAAAGACGAAAGACAUGAUGGAUUGUUUGCUCGAUGCGCAAGAUGAAAAUGGUAAAAAAUUGACCGACGAGGAAAUCAUAGAUGUUUUGUUGAUGUAUCUGAAUGCUGGACAUGAAUCUUCUGGCCAUACCAUGAUGUGGGCUGUCAAUUUCCUGCAAGAAAAUCCAGAUGUUCUACAAAAAGCCAAGGCAGAGCAAGAACAGAUUGUAAAGAAAAGGCCACCCACACAGAAAGGCAUGACACUCAAGGAAUAUCGUGAAAUGGAGUACCUUUCCAAGGUGAUCGAUGAAACUCUUCGUGUCGUAACUUUCUCACUCAUGGUCUUUAGAGAGGCAAAAACUGAUGUUGCUAUAAGUGGUUAUACCAUUCCCAAGGGUUGGAAAGUUCUUGUCUGGUUUAGGAGUGUUCAUUUUGACCCUGAAAUAUAUCCAAACCCAAGGGAAUUCAAUCCUUCCAGAUGGGAUGACUAUGUGCCCAAAGCAGGAUCUUUCCUUCCCUUUGGAGCAGGAAGCAGAUUGUGCCCAGGAAAUGAUCUUGCGAAGCUUGAAAUCGGAGUUUUUCUGCACCAUUUUCUGCUUAAAUACAGGCUAGAGAGAUUGAAUCCUAAAAGCCCCAUGCAGCACUUGCCACAUCCUAGGCCUCAAGAUAAUUACUUGGCAAGAAUCUCCAAAUGCUCAUCUUCAUAAGCACAAGGUUCAUAUCAGAGGGAUCAAAGCAAAUCGAAGCACCAAAGCAGGAAGGAAGUUCUAUUCCUGCUCAUCCAAUAAUAAGAGAAGAUCUUAUAAAUACUACAAUUAGUAAUUCUAUUUUAGUAGUGAGAUUAAGAUUACACAUGUUGUCUUGUGUCUCUCAUGUAAGUUUUUUGGUAAGAUGAGAUUCCCAGAUUUGUUUUGGAUUUGAGAAGCUCAUCUUAGGUUCUGCUUUCUAAAGAAAAUGGAAUAAUACAGAGAGAGAUAUGAGAGGAAACUAGUUUGUAAUGCUUGGAGGAACUGCAAAGGCAAUGAAAUGUUAUAUUAGUUAAUAAAAAUAAGCCGUCCAAAGACGGCGUUUGCUAAA